GGGAGGGAGUAAUAUGAAAAAGAAAGAAGACCAUUAGACUGAGGUAGCGAGAAAGAGGACGUCACAUCCCCUUGACCCUCCAAUCACCUUGGGGUCCCAUUUGAUUGGAAGGCGGCAAAGGCUUUAAUCUCUGCACUAAUUCAGAGGCUUUGAAGUGAGUUUCUUUGGCAGUACUCUUCCUAGCAGUUCUACGGCGAGCACUGCUUGAGGAGUGGCUGCAGCGACCGCGCUGUAUUGAAAGGAUCUUGUGUGGUGUGGCCUAAUGCAGAUCUGGAUUGUAACGUGUUUCUCGGAGGGACAAAGAUUCGUUCGAUCUAGAUUCAGGAGCCAGUCAACGCAGGAAAAAACGCAAGGACAGGUAGUUGGAUCUUAAUAUAGGACCCGGAAUUCCUGGAUAGUGUAAUUGGCUGAAAUGUACACGACGCCUCUACUGGAUAUGUACAGCCUGCACUGUAGCUGAAAGUAGCCACUGUUGAGUACGAAUGUACAGUGCUCUAGCUCCAAGCAGGUAUUGCUGUAUUCGAUUACAUUGUGUUGAUGAUUCAGGCGGACACUCACCGAAUUUCUGACGCUGCUGAGCGCAAUCUAAAAGUCGGUCCGAUCUCAAGGGUCACUAUUUCCAUACGGUCGUAACGGGCACAUCUCCGUCAUUUCGCAUCAGUGGGCUCUCUCACCUCCCUGCUUCCAAAUGUCUGCCCGGGGGACAUGAUCAACUCGCAACUGGGUUCUGGAAGUCGAAUUAGCCACGUUAUUCUUGAGAGCAGAGACAGAAGUGACGGAAGAGCUUCAUUCUCUAGCAGAGCCUUUAUCCACACCGUGCCUCCUAGCAAUCCCCAGCGGCAGGCCAAAAGGCUCCCUAUUAAGGUGCUCAAAAUGCUAACAGCCAGGAGCGGACACAUCCUGCACCCCGAAUACCUUCAGCCUCUACCCUCCACCCCCGUUAGCCCUAUUGAGCUGGACGCCAAGAAGAGUCCCCUUGCACUCCUGGCGCAGACCUGCUCACAGAUCGGGAAGCCAGAUCCUGCACUCUCCAAGCUUUCGUCAGUUACGGGCGCCUCUGCAGGUGGCGAUAAGGAGUCCAAGUCCGCGUCCCUAAAACUUAGCGACAUAGGGGCAGAGGAUAAAUCCAGCUUUAAACCCUAUUCCAAGCCCCCAGAUAAGAAGGACCAGUCCGUAAAUGACAAGUCCGGAUUUCGUGUUCCUAGCGCCACCUGUCCACCCUUCACCCCUCGGACUGGCAGUCCUGGAUCACCUCGCACCCCACCUCCCCCCUCAGAGUCGAAGGUCUCCAUGGAAUGCAUAGACAAGAAAGAGGUGGAAAAGUGUGCCAAGAAUGCUGCCCUUGACGGCAGUGCGCAUGAACGGCUAAGCGCAGAGCUGUCUAUUCACAGCGAGGGUUCAAUAGGCUGUAAAAGCCUGUCCGCUGCACCAUCACCCGUACCAGCCUCCUCUUCAAGCUCUGUACUAGGCUCCGGGCUUGUGGCACCUGUGUCACCCUACAAACCAGGUCACACUGUCUUCCCACUGCCACCUGCAAGCAUGCCCUACCCGGCCACACUAGCUGGGGCUUAUGCUGGGUACCCUGCACAGUUCCUGCCUCAUGGGGUUUCUCUGGAUCCCUCCAAGGGGGGUUCCUUGGUGGGGGCUCAGCUAAGCACUUUGGGGUGCACAAGCAAGUCUGCAGCUUCUAGCCCUCUCACUGGGGCCUCCCCUCCCUCUGUGAUGACCGCUAGCCUAUGCAGGGACCCUUACUGUCUUAGUUACCACUGUGCCUCCCAAAUGGGCGCAGGCGCAACGUGUGCACACGACCUCAAAUCUGGAUACCCUUUGGUAUAUCCUAGUCACGCCCUCCACGGGGUACCCCCACCCUCCCUGACUGGCCACCCUUUGUAUGCUUAUGGUUUCAUGUUGCCCAAUGAUACCCUACCCCAUGUAUGUAACUGGGUAUCGGCCACAGGCCCUUGCGAUAAGCGCUUUUCCUCUUCUGAGGAGCUUCUAGGUCACUUGCGGACACAUACCGCUUUUUCAGGGGCCACGGACAAGUUGCUGCCGGGAUACCCCAGCUCAUCCUCUCUGGCAGCCGCUGCUAUGGCAUGUCACAUGCACAUACCUCCUACAGGAGCUUCCCCGAACCAACUUUCCAUGCGAAGCCCACACCACCACCCCUUGGGAAUCAGCAGCAGUCGCUACCAUCCAUACUCCAAAAGCCCUCUACCCUCAGGAGGUGCGCCAGUGCCAAUGCCAGCAGCCACGGGACACUACUACUCACCCUAUGCCCUGUACGGGCAAAGACUCACAACAGCCUCCGCUCUGGGAUACCAGUGACUGCCACAGGUGGGCCCCUUCCUAAGGAAUAAUUGAUUUAAAUAUAUCCGGGUUUUCCAAGGAACGAAGAAUGCGAUUUUGGUUCAUUUGGGGACUGGAUCGUAGGACAAUCUGUUUAUUUCUGUUAGCUCCAAGCAGGACGGCUUAUAAAGUGCAUUUCUGGAUAGGUAGAGUGAGGUAAAGUGAAGUCUCCAAAAAGAUAUAUAAAUAACAGGGAUAUACAGUGCAUUUUCUGUUUAUGUUAAGUCAAUUUUAACAACAAAUCUAGUUAGACUAUCGCUUUCAUCGGGAUUAAACCCUAGCAUUUUAAAUCCAGUACUAUGUUUGUUUCAAAAGCAGAUAGCUUUAUGUCGAAAUUCAAAUUUCAAGUAUUUUUAAUGCGAACAUAAUAAAAAUAUAUAAAAUGGUAUUUUUUUUUGUAUGUGUCUUAAAAGUAAAGGCAAGACAUACAGGAGAAAAUGCCAUUGUUUGCCUUAUUUUGAAACUUUAGAUACAAGCCUCAAAUAUUUUCUUUACCAAAUAGGGUGGCAUUUUGUUUUCUGUGUUAAAUUGUUUUGUUAAUAUUUUUCACGGGAUUUAACAUGCCGUUUGAAUUACGGAACACAAUUCUGUCCGUUUUAAUGAAAAGCAUUUUAUUUCCGUUAAGCUUAAUUCAAAAACACAUCCCUGCUUAUUUUCUGCUUAUGUUAAAUAUGUGAAUUAAAAAUAUUUAUACUAA
This is a messenger RNA of Xenopus laevis (African clawed frog), 3043 nucleotides long. It is a transcript of the gene znf503.S, whose product is annotated as zinc finger protein 503. The coding region runs from base 706 to 2325 and encodes 539 amino acids. Lineage: Eukaryota; Metazoa; Chordata; Amphibia; Anura; Pipidae. Gene Ontology annotation, cellular component: nucleus. The record is from RefSeq and is a predicted model, not a curated record. The transcript is spliced from 2 exons. Gene Ontology annotation, biological process: negative regulation of DNA-templated transcription.